Molecule: messenger RNA, 412 nt
Organism: Leptosia nina
Lineage: Eukaryota; Metazoa; Arthropoda; Insecta; Lepidoptera; Pieridae
Source: the annotation of a GenBank genome assembly
AUGGAAUCUAGAAUAUCUAAACUGGAAGAGAGCGUGCUUCAGCUGGGGGCUAAUAAUCAGCAUAGCUGUGAAGUAAACGGUGAAGUAGAACUAUUGAAGAGACGCCUGAAUCAGUCUGAGCAGCAAUGCCUCAUGAAUGAUGUGGAGAUCGCGGGAGGUUUCGAGGCGAACGGCGAAAAUACUGAGCACGUCGCGAUUUCAUUGGCUCAAAUAUUAGAAUUAUUUGAACGUCUCGUGUAUAAAAAAAGAAUUGCUUAUGUGAAAGACCUGGUCACUAGGAAGGUGGACAUACUAGCCGUAAAGGAGACGUGGCUUCGGGAGGGAGAGACGGGACGCGCUCCUCAGGUGACGGGUUACAGGCUUCGACAUAUUCCCCGCCCACCGUCGGUUCGCACUCGCGGUGGAGGCGUAG